UCAUGGGACACGUUCUUCCGGUCGACGACAGCGGGCGCUAGUCCCGGAUCUGCGUACUCGUCGCCUCCGACGCUGGCGCCGCCACACCCCAACCACGCUCCGCUGUCCGCGCUGGCGCCCGCGCUCGCCUCCCAGGGGCCCGUGUCUGUGUCUGAGAAACUCAUAGACGACCAUCUCGCUGUCCAGGGCAUCAUACGCGCUUACCAGGCUCGUGGUCAUCUUGCAGCAUCUCUGGACCCUCUGGGCAUCUACAGACCGCAUCCUGCUGAAAAAACAGUGGCGUCCCGUGCUGUAGUUAGGGCUCACCUCGAUAAAAUUGAUGAAGGAGACAUGACGCGGUCCUACAAACUGCCCAUGUCGACGUACAUCGGCGGCAAAGAGAAGUCCUUGCCUCUCAGUGAGAUCAUCUCCAGACUCGAGAACGCUUACUGCGGAUCUAUCGGUGAGCUCAAGCGGAACCAUUCGGGUGUCGAAGAAAAAGCUCAAAUUUUGUUCUUUGUUAUGUCUCGUGGUUGUUUAUAGUCUAUUCAACUUUGUUAUGUCUCGUGGCUUUACACGCGAUUCGAGAGCCCCGGCAUCAUGCGGAUGAGUAAAGACGAGAAGCGUCUACUCCUGGCCCGCCUAACGCGCUCGCACGGCUUUGAGGCUUUCCUGGCUAAGAAAUUCAGCUCUGAGAAACGCUUCGGGCUCGAGGGAUGCGAAAUUCUUAUCCCUGCUAUGAAGAAGGUGAUCGACCGUAGCACGUCGCUGGGUGUGGAGUCGUUCGUGAUGGGCAUGCCACACCGCGGUCGUCUCAAUGUGCUGGCGAACGUGUGCAGGAAGCCGCUGGAGCACAUCUUCACGCAGUUCGCUGGACUUGAGAGCGCUGAUGAGGGUUCUGGGGACGUGAAGUACCACUUAGGCACGUACCAGGAGCGCCUCAACCGCAUCACCAACAAGAACAUCAGACUUGCCAUCGUGGCCAACCCGUCACAUCUGGAGGCCUGCGACCCCGUCGUGCAGGGCAAGACGCGCGCCGAGCAGUUCUAUCACGGAGACUCCGAGGGCAAUCGAGUAAAGCAAUUGAGACUGCACGGCGACGCUGCGUUCGCCGGGCAAGGUAUCGUGUACGAGACCUUCCACUUGUCUGACUUGCCGGACUACACCACCCACGGCACCGUGCACAUCGUGUGCAACAACCAGAUUGGCUUCACUACUGAUCCUCGACACUCACGAUCAUCUCCAUACUGCACUGAUGUGGCCCGUGUGGUGAACGCUCCCAUCUUCCACGUGAACGCCGACGACCCUGAAGCGGUGAUGUAUGUCUGCGACGUCGCAGCUGAAUGGCGUCACCAGUUCCACAAGGACGUGGUCAUUGACUUGGUUUGCUAUCGUCGCAAUGGGCACAACGAGAUCGACGAGCCCAUGUUUACACAGCCGCUCAUGUAUUCAAAAAUUCGCAACCUCAAGCCAGUGUUGGACAAGUACGCAAAGCAGCUCAUCGACGAAGGAGUAGUCACUGAUGCUGAAGUCAAGGACGUGAAAGACAAGUACGAUCGUAUCCUGGAAGAGGCUAUGAACAACGCUAAGCAGGAGACGCAGGUCUACAACAAGCACUGGCUCGACUCCCCCUGGUCCGGCUUCUUCGAGGGCAAGGACCCCCUCAAGCUGCCCCCUACUGGAGUUCACGAAGACACACUGAAGCACGUGGGUAAGCGCUUCUCGCAGCCUCCUCCCAACGCCAGCGACUUCCAGAUCCACCGCGGCCUGCAGCGUAUCCUUAGCAGUCGAAUGGAAAUGGUUGAAGACCGCACGGCUGACUGGGCUCUGGCGGAGGCUAUGGCAUUCGGAUCUCUUUUGAAGCAAGGAACCCACGUGAGGUUGUCAGGCCAAGACGUAGAGAGAGGCACCUUCUCUCAUCGGCAUCACAUCCUUCAUCAUCAGAAGGUGGACAAGUCCAAGUAUAAUGUCCUUGCCAACCUGUACCCCGACCAAGCGCCAUACACGGUGUGCAACUCCUCGCUCUCAGAGUACGCGGUGCUCGGGUUUGAGCUCGGCUUCUCUAUGACCAAUCCUAACGCUUUGGUUUGCUGGGAAGCUCAGUUUGGUGACUUCAACAACACCGCUCAAUGUAUCAUCGAUCAGUUCAUCUCUUCGGGACAAAGCAAAUGGAUCCGGCAGAGCGGUCUUGUCAUGCUAUUGCCUCAUGGCAUGGAAGGAAUGGGCCCCGAACACUCGAGCGCUCGCCUUGAACGUUUCCUCCAGAUGACUUCUGAUGAUCCUGAUGUGCUGCCGGCCUUCUCGGAUCUUAAUAUCAGACAGCUCACGGAUAUCAACUGGAUCGUUGCCAACUGCAGCACUCCUGCCAACUACUUCCACAUUCUGCGCCGUCAAAUUCUGUUGCCUUUCCGUAAGCCUCUCAUCCUGAUGACACCCAAGAGCCUCCUGAGGCAUCCUGAAGCCAAGAGCAGCUUUGACCUCAUGACUGAGGGAACAGAGUUCCUCAGAUUGAUCCCCGAUGAAGGCCCUGCAGCUGCAAACGCUUCGAACGUCAAGCGCCUGAUUUUCUGCACGGGCAGAGUCUACUAUGACCUCACGGCCGCCAGAAAAGAAGCUGGUCUCGAGGACAGCAUUGCUAUUGUCAGGGUCGAGCAGAUCGCUCCGUUCCCUUAUGACCUCGUGAAGGCUGAGUGCGAGAAGUACGGUGGAGCUGAGCUGCUGUGGGCGCAGGAGGAGCAUAAGAACAGCGGCGCCUGGAGUUAUGUGCAGCCUCGCUUCAACACGCUUCUCGCUCACUCCAGACCCGUUUCCUCGCUUAAUUCUCAACCGCGGGCUGACGAUAGAAAACCCGCUUCUCUCGACAAGCAGUCGUGGUAUGAAACCUGGCUUGCUUACCUCUUCCCAAGUUCGAAAUCAGAAACUGAGGAGGCAAACACAUCUUCCUCCUUGAAACAUGUCGACUUUGAUGAAAGCCGUACAUUGAGUUCCUCUUUGGCCCCUAAUGUUGACGCUGUGGCUAAGAACGCUCAAAUAUCAGGAGUGAUCAGAUACGCUGGACGUCCCGUUUCUCCCUCGACUGCAACGGGCAACAAGAAGACUCAUAUGAGAGAAGUGAAGAACCUGCUCGCUGAUGCCCUUGGUACUCGCUAACUUCUUGAAGCCACCAAUGUUUCACAUCGAUGGUCUGGCUACAGUCAUAGGACUUUUCGGUUCAUACUUUUUUCCAACUAUUGAUGGAUGUUGAUGUUCCCAAAUUGAAAAUCAAACCGUGAUAUUACUCAGAACUAUAUCCACGUAGGAUUGAUGCAUCUGUUCGCACGCCACGACUUCGAUAUAGAUUUGUUUGUUCGAAAUCAUUUGUGAUAGCUUAGGCAUUCUACAUACAUAUAGAUUAUCAUAAAACCAACCUAGAACUAGCACGUCUCUGGCUUGCUGGUCAUCUUAGUUUAGUGCUUUGGUGCAUUUCAUUCAGUAUUGCGGCGCAAAGUUGGGGAUAUUAUUAGAUGCCAAGCAUCAAAUUACGAUAAAAAUCUUGCCAUCAGACAUAAUUCAGGUAAGCUCAUGAAAAAUAUGCCUAUAAUUAUUAAGCUUGUUCUCCUUGCCUAUGAAAUUAGUUUAGAUGGGAAGGAUAGUUGCUGAAGUUGAUUGAUUAGAAUACAUGCUAAACGCGGGUACAUUUUUUUUCGCGAUGGUUCUUCUAUUUUAUUUCACCUUAAUGUUUUUUAGUGAAAAUUAAAGCCAAAGGGUUCUUAAUUUCUUAGUAGAUUCGCAAGUAUUUGGUCAUGAUAAUCAUAUUAAUAAAAUUGGAACAGUACCACUGUUAUUAUCAUGCCUGAUGAAAUAUUGACUGAAAUAUUAAUAAAAAUGUGUAGGUCAUUUAAUUUUAUCUCACAUAAUGUGCACAAACUAAUUUGCAUUAUUUGCUUGGGAUAAUAGGCUCGAACUAAUUACCGUCAUCGAAGAAGAACCACAGCUAGCAGCAUCAUAGUAAUAAGCAAGAUUUUUUCUGGUCGUACAGUUUUCCUGAUCUUUGGUUUUAGUUCUAUUAAUUCGAAGAGGAGAAUAUUAUUUAAUACAUGAAUUGGAGCGACUCGUCGAACUACCUAAUACUGUAGAAACUUACAGAUGUCGUUGGCGAUGAUGGAUAUUUUUGCAUCUAUGAUAACGGUUGUUUCAUGAAACUCUGCCUAGUGGAAGAUCAGUGGAGAUAUGACAUAAUAUUUACGGCAUUGCUUGUCAAGGAUGCCAGUCUUUUCAUACGAGAUGCUGAUGUUGAAAUGUACAGUUGUUCGCCUUACCUUUUUCUGUAGAUAUUUCUGUGUCAAAUUAUUUAUUGUUCCGCGUUCAUGAUCAUUUUCUGUUGUGUUAUGAGUAUCUGGUACAGAAUAUUAAUUACGAGACAGGGAAAGGUGUAGUCAGUUAUUCAAUUUUGCUUUGUACAUGUAGAUAGCUAGAAGUGAUAAUAUUCUUUAAGUUCCUAUAUGUAACUAGGUAUCAGUACUUCGUUCUUUAUUGCGAUCUGUAUCAAGGCUUGCUUGCUAUUUACUUCAGCAUAAAUAUUCAUAGCAAAACUUGGCAUUUCAAGGUAGUACAAAAUUAUCCUCUUCUCUCUUGCCCGCACUAUUUGGUUACGUGACGAGAAAAAAUUUCAUAUAGUUGUCUUGGCUGCAAAAGUUUCUUAAUUCGCAAUUUCAUGAUUUAACUUGCUUCUAAUCACUAUGCUAGGGAAACCUUAUAUUUAUUAGGGCCUUUCAUAACCUAGUUACUUAUAAUUUUGCUAUUUGUGGAACCAUUUGCCGGAUUUUCCACCAUUCAAUUGGCCGUUUGCUAAUGUUGGCAGUGUGCACUCAUUAUAUGAAGUGAUCAUAGAAAUAUAUUCUGCUGUAAAUCGU
Molecule: messenger RNA, 4871 nt
Organism: Hyalella azteca
Lineage: Eukaryota; Metazoa; Arthropoda; Malacostraca; Amphipoda; Hyalellidae
Product: 2-oxoglutarate dehydrogenase-like, mitochondrial
Exons: 19
Biological process (GO): tricarboxylic acid cycle
Cellular component (GO): mitochondrion; oxoglutarate dehydrogenase complex
Molecular function (GO): thiamine pyrophosphate binding; oxoglutarate dehydrogenase (succinyl-transferring) activity
Source: RefSeq, a predicted model, not a curated record